AUGCUUGUAGUCUCCGUUCGCAUUUAUUUGUUGAUUUAUGUGGAUGAUAUUCUUGUCACUGGCUCUGAUCCUUCUCGCAUCGCCACACUUAUCUCUAAUUUGGGUCAUCAGUUCUCCAUGAAGGAUCUUGGCCCCUCCAAUUAUUUAUUAGGCAUGGAGAUUGUUUGUACUCCGUCUAGUCUCUCUCUUACUCAGACCAAGUAUGUUGUCAAUCUUCUUAAGCGUGUUAACAUGCAUGAAGCCAAACUUGUGCCUACCCUAGCUGUGAGUGGACGUCAUCUUAGCCUCUCUGAUGGGGAUCCUCUUCCUGAUCCCACCGAGUAUCAUAGUACAGUUGGGGCUCUUCAGUGCUUAACUCUUACUCGUCCAGACAUUGCCUUUGCUAUUGAUCAAGUGGUACUCUCUCUCUCAGUGUGUACUCUGAUGCCGAUUAUACGGGGAAUCUUGACGAUCGUCGCUCCACUGGUGGUUCUUGUGUUUACUUGGGUACUAACUCAAUCUCAUGGAGUUCUAAGAAGCAAUGUGGCAUUUCUCACUCGAGUACUGAGGCCGAAUAUCGCCAACUUGCCUUACACUGCCGCCACUCUCUCAUGGUUACGUGCUUUAUUUCUCGAUCUUCAUCUUCCAGUUCCUUGUCCCAAGCUUUGGUGUGAUAAUAUUAGUGCUCUCUCUGUGGCUUCUAAUCCUGUAUUUCACUCUCACACUCGUCAUGUGGAAGUGAAUUAUCACUUUAUUCGUGAAAAGGUGGUGCGUAAUGAGUCACUUGUUACUUAUUGUUAG
This is a messenger RNA of Prunus armeniaca (apricot), 780 nucleotides long. The record is from the annotation of a GenBank genome assembly. Lineage: Eukaryota; Viridiplantae; Streptophyta; Magnoliopsida; Rosales; Rosaceae.